UCGCGAAAGAUGGGGCUGAGCCUAGUGGAGCAGAGACUGGAGCAGCGGUGUACCUGACUCGAUUGAUGGAGGAGAGGUGAAGAUUGACGAAUUGAUUAAGUAAACGGGCACGGAGUGAAGAAAAUUGAAGAUGACUGGAACAGGUAAAAUAGAUGGCGGAAGUUGUGAGCACGGGAGCGUGAAGGUAGGCUAUAUCGCGGCGGGGGUAUGACAGAAUGCGUUUGUGCCGACGCUCUCGCUCGGUCCGGCCUGAGCAAAGGCGGAUGAUGCAUGUCAUGGCCCCGCGGCAAGCUGGAGCCGUCUUUUAUCCCCGAGAUCCGCCCCGUUCCGCUCAUCGCCGCCGCUCAUCGCCGCCACCCGAACGUCUCCUCACUCACCUGAAACAAGAGCAGAGGGCGGACCUGACAGCACACGCAACAGACGACGUCGAUGGAAAGACAAAAGGUCGCCGUCAAAGUGGCAAUGUUCCUGCUUGGCUGCUCCGAGUGGGGGGCAAAGCAGCGAGGAGGAGGAAGAGGACGCCCUGCGCUUGCCAAGUCCCGCUGCAAUCUGGGAGCGGGGAGGGAGCGGAAGUGGAGGCAGUCCGCCCCAUGCAUGCAUGCCUACAUCCCUCCUCGAGCCGCUGCUGCGCUACCUACGCGGCUCGCCAAGCUUUACUAAGCACUCGCAGCGGCUACGAUCGCCGCACUUCUGCAUCGUGAGAGAGUCUGAAGUGCGAUUCACUAUCUUCUGGCGUCUCGAUACGAUGGAAGAGCCAUUACGAGCCCUUGCACUGAUGUGUGCCUCGCUCGGUGCGUCUGCAAAAUGCAGAACGUCGGACAUUCUCUGAGGUGCAACGGUCAAUGCACUAAGUCGCCCCGGUAGCUAUAGCGUGGUCACAGAUAGCAGACGAUGAAUCUGAAGACUCUCGAACGAUGCCCAUCCAGCAUCCGGUGUCC
Molecule: messenger RNA, 938 nt
Organism: Microstroma glucosiphilum
Lineage: Eukaryota; Fungi; Basidiomycota; Exobasidiomycetes; Microstromatales; Microstromataceae
Exons: 1
Coding region: 216-701 (161 amino acids)
Source: RefSeq, a predicted model, not a curated record